ACCCUUAUUUACAUACCUCGACAUCCUUACACGGCAUUAAACCAACCAGUGGUCCAGUCGGCAGCUUAAAGUUAUCCAAACUGUAGAUAGUAAAAAUGAUUGAAGAAGAAGACCAUACCUUCAUGGGCACGAAAAAGACGAGUAGGAAAAGAACCAAGUACAUUGUCUUUGCCGUGGUCCUUAUCCUUGUCAUUGUCAUCAUUCUCGCUAUCGUACUUGGCGUUACUCUCUCUUCAAAGAAGAAACCCUCCCAUGGCAAAACACCUACGAACCAAACCACCACACCAGCGCCACUUCCGACCAGCCCUCCUCACAGCAACGGACCCUAUAAACAAGCUGUAGUAGCUGCAGAUGCAGGAACUUGCUCAGAAAUCGGACGAGACAUUAUGAAGAAGAAUGGUUCGGCUGUGGAUGCUGCUGUUGCUGUAAUGCUUUGUAUUGGUAUCAAUAAUAUGCAUUCAGCAGGCAUUGGAGGUGGAGGGUUUAUGUUGGUGUAUAACCGUAGCAAUAUGUUUGCUGAAGUCAUUGAUUUCCGCGAGGAGGCGCCUGGUUCUGCUAAUGUAACGAUGUUUGUUAAUAGUAGUCUGAAUUCUCAAGUUGGUCCAUCAGCCUCUGGUGUACCAGGGGAAGUGAAAGGUUUCCAUACAGCCUGGAAAAAGUACGGUAGAAUUCCAUGGAAAUACCUUGUCCAGCCAUCGAUUGAUCUUGCUAAAAACGGCGUCCCGUUGAACAUAAACACAUUCCAUGCCAUGGAGGCAAGCAAGGCUCUCAUUCUCAAUGACCCUGGCUUAAGAGAACUACUGGUAAAUGAUAAGGGCGAACUUCGCAAACUGGGAGAGACAAUCAAGAAUCCGAAACUAGCAAGAACACUAGAACGUAUACGAGAUAAUCCAGAAGCCUUCUACAGCGGAGAUCUGGCGAAGGAUCUCGUGCGAGACAUACAGAACAAUGGUGGAAUAAUUACUUUACAAGACAUGAAAAACUACGAGGCUAAAAUUAGAAAACCUCUGGGGAGUACCCUAGGGUCAAAUGUUUGGUACUCCGUGCCUCCCCCUGGUAGUGGUGUCGUAAUGGGACUGAUUCUUAAUAUUCUUAAAGGUUACAACAUGACAUCCGCUGACCGGAAGGAUACAAACAGCUCUAUCCUGACUUACCAUCGCAUCACAGAGGCCUUCAAGUUUGCUUAUGCCUACCGAGCUUUGCUUGGAGACGAAGACUUUGUAGACCUGGCUGAGACAUUGAAAAACAUCACCGAUCCAAGUUUUGGCGAGUCUCUUCGUCAUAAAAUCUUUGAUAACAAGACAUUCAAGAACUACACGUACUACGGUGACUACUACUCGACCGAAGGAGGAGGAACCUCCCACAUGUCGCUGAUGGCACCGAAUGGAGAUGCUGUGUCUAUUACUACUACUAUUAACUUAUACUUCGGGAGCAAGUUUCGCAGCACCAGUACAGGAAUCAUCAUGAACAACCAAAUGGAUGACUUUGCUACUCCAGGGAAAAUCAACGCGUUUGGCGUCGAGCCAUCUCCCGCCAAUUUCAUUAAACCGAGAAAGCGACCGCUGUCCUCAUGCUCGCCGUCUAUUUUUGUUGAUAACAAGGGUGAUGUACGGAUGGUUGCUGGGGCGUCUGGAGGAACUAAGAUUACAACUGCAACUCCUUUGACUGUUAUGAACUACCUGUGGUUUAACCGGACGCUAACGCAGUCGGUCAGAGACCCUCGACUCCACCAUCAACUCAUGCCAAUGUAUAUCAAAACAGACAAGAUGUACCCUAUGCCCCAGGCCAUUAUCGAUGGUCUCAGAAGGCUAGGUCACGAGGUCAGAGUGCUUGAUGGGUUUGCUGUGGUCCAGGCUGUUGUUAAAGAAAAAGAUGGCAUGUUGUAUGGAGAGGCAGAUCCUAGAAAAGGAGGCUGGGCAGCUGGAUUCUAACCAUUGACUUCAACCUCCUACCCUCAUUAUUAGCCUCCUCCACAGGCGUCUUUCGUCUUUCUUUUCUUUUUUGUUGAAUUGGCAGGUAACCAAUCAAAAAACUGUCCCAAAAUGAAACGUUCUUCUGCGAUUUCAAAUAAAUUGUCGCCCUUUCACAGUUCCUUGCGAUUUGAAUGUUUGAUCG
Actinia tenebrosa (Australian red waratah sea anemone) is the source of this 2115-nucleotide messenger RNA. Its product is annotated as glutathione hydrolase 1 proenzyme. NCBI's taxonomy places the organism in Eukaryota, Metazoa, Cnidaria, Anthozoa, Actiniaria, Actiniidae. Gene Ontology annotation, molecular function: glutathione gamma-glutamate hydrolase. The record is from RefSeq and is a predicted model, not a curated record. Gene Ontology annotation, biological process: glutathione catabolic process. Gene Ontology annotation, cellular component: plasma membrane.